AUGCCUGGAUAUGAAGGACCCUUCUGUGAAGUUGAAACUAAUGAAUGCUCAAGUUCACCUUGCAAAAAUGGAGCUACUUGUAUGGAUUUAAGUGGCCACUUUUCUUGUCAUUGUACUGCUGGGUUCAAAGGAGAAACAUGUUCUGUUCGCAUCAAUGAGUGCCAAGACAGACCCUGUUGGAAUGGGGGAACCUGUGAAGAGGACAUAAGUGGCUUCAAAUGCAAUUGCCCCUUUGGAUUUGAAGGCCUGAACUGUGAAAUCAACUUUGAUGAGUGCACUUAUGGCUUCUGUAAAAGCAAUUCAACUUGUUUAGACCUGGUUGCAGACUACAGCUGUGCUUGUCCUCCAGGAUUCACUGACAAAAACUGUUCCACGGAUAUUGAUGAAUGUUCCUCCAAGCCCUGCAAAAAUGGAGGCCAUUGCCAUGAUUUGACUGGUGAAUUUUACUGUAGCUGUUUGCCAGGUUUUACUGGGGAAUUAUGUGAAGCAGAUGUUGCUGCCUGUCUAUCACAACCAUGUGGAGCCUCCAGCAUCUGUAAAGACAUUGUUGGUGGCUAUCUUUGUUUCUGUGCGCCUGGCUUUAUAGGUCAUAACUGCGAGAUUGAAGUGGAUGAGUGUCUUAGUGACCCUUGUCACCACGGAGCUACUUGUGUUGAUCACCUGAAUGCCUUCAGUUGCAUCUGUCAGGAUGGAUUUGAAGGUACAACUUGUGAAGCAAAUAUAAAUGAAUGUCAGUCUUCUCCAUGUCUUCAUAAUGCAUCAUGUGCAGACCUUAUUGGUGGCUAUAAAUGCAUUUGUCUACCUGGUUUUACUGGUGCAAAAUGUGAAACAGAUAUAGACGAAUGUGCUUCAUUUCCCUGCAAGAAUGGAGCCACCUGCAUUGACCAACCUGGUAAUUAUUUCUGCCAAUGUGUGGCUCCGUUUAAAGGUUUGAACUGUGAGUUUAGGCCUUGUGAGGCCAGCAAUCCCUGUGAGAAUGGAGCUGUGUGCAUAGAAGAAAUGAAUUUGGACGUUUUUCCCCUUGGAUUCCACUGCCAGUGUGUGAAGGGCUUUGCGGGUCCACGCUGUGAGAUCAAUGUCAAUGAGUGCAGCUCUAACCCUUGCCUCCAUGGAUACUGCUAUGACAUUGUGGACGGCUUCUAUUGUUUGUGCAACCCAGGAUAUGCAGGAUUGAAAUGUGACCAAGACAUUGAUGACUGCAUAGUCAACGCCUGUGAACACAAUUCUACAUGUGUUGAUCUACAUCUGAGAUACCAGUGUGAUUGCUUGCCAGGAUGGGAAGGAAAAUUUUGUGAAAAGGAAUCAAAUGAAUGUAAUUCAGAGCCUUGUAGAAAUAAUGGCACCUGCAUGGACCUUUUCAAUAGUUAUCGAUGCACAUGUACAGCAGGUUGGACAGGGCCAGACUGCAGUGAAGAUAUAAAUGAAUGUGAAUCUGAACCAUGCUUGAACGGAGCCACAUGUUUUGAAUCUGUGAAGCCGGGGCAGUUUGUCUGCAUUUGUCCUCCAUUUUAUACUGGCGACUUCUGCCACCAGCGCUUCAGUCCCUGUGAGCUGCCUUACAAUCCAUGUAUAAACAAUUCAACCUGCUUGGCACAAGUAGAUGGAAAUCCAAUGUGCAUUUGCAAAACAGGAUUUGAGGGUACUUACUGCGAAGUUAACAGUGACGAGUGCAUCUCCCAUCCAUGCCAGAAUGGAGGUCUCUGUGUGGACGGGGUCAACCACUACAGGUGCUCCUGCCAACAUGGCUUUACUGGGACCCUAUGUGAAGUGGAAAUUAAUGAAUGUUUAUCAAGACCUUGCAAGAACAAUGGAACUUGCCUGGAUCUCAUAAACAGAUUCAUUUGUAAAUGUGCACCUGGAUACUAUGGGUCUCUGUGUGAGAUGGAUGUAAAUGAGUGUGAAACUUUGCCUUGCUUACAUGGAGGAAGCUGUAUCAACAGGCUUGGAGGCUAUCAGUGCCUCUGUCUAGCUGGAUUCACAGGUGAUAGGUGUGAAGUAAAUAUAGAUGAAUGUAUAUCUUCUCCUUGCCUCAACAAUGGAAGUUGCAUUGAUGGUAUCAGCUCCUACAAGUGUCACUGUAAGAGAGGCUUCAUCGGAACAAACUGCGAGAUAAAUGUUAAUGAAUGCUUGUCAAAUCCUUGUCUUCAUGGAAGAUGCAUAGAUCUCAUUGAUGGGUACCGAUGCUCUUGUGAACCAGGAUGGACCAGCUCAAGAUGUGAGAUAAAUAUUAAUGAAUGUGAAUCUGCUCCCUGCAUUAAUGGCGGUUCUUGUCACGAUGCCAUCAAUGCAUUUGUUUGUGCUUGCCUGAGUGGGUACACUGGCAGGUUUUGUGAAGUUGAUAUUGAUGUUUGCAGUGAGUCCACACUGAACUCAGUUCUGUGUUACAAUGGAGGUGUAUGUGUUGAUGGACCUGGAAGAACAUUUCAUUGCAGGUGUCUUGCUGGAUUUUCUGGACAAUUUUGUGAAAUUGAAGUUAAUGAGUGUAGUUCAUCACCUUGUCUACAUGGCUCAACCUGCGCUGAUCAUAUCAAUGGAUACACUUGUAAAUGUCAACAAGGAUGGGAAGGCCUCCAUUGUGAACUGGAUGUUGAUGAGUGCAUAUCCAACCCCUGCAUACAUGGUAUCUGUGUUCAGAAGGAGCCCAGCUUUGGUUAUUCCUGUUUUUGCAAGCCAGGAUUUGUGGGACGAAGCUGUGAGCUUAAUUACAAUGAUUGUCUUAUACACUCCUGCUCUACUGGGUUUCUUUGUGUUGAUGGAAUAAACAAUAUCACCUGUUUACCUACUAUGCCCCAAAGUAAGAACGUUCUCACUGAAGUGGCUGAGGUGUUUCCUACGGAAAUUUUAGAUAAUGACCUUCCAUCAGCACUGGCUGUGUCUAUGGAACUUUGGUCUAAACAUGUUUCUCCUGAUUUUCAUAAAGGAGAGCUAUCCCAAGAUUCUAGUUAUGCUCACUACUAUGGUGAUUCUUACCUGGAAUUUCAAGGCUUACAGUUGAAUAUGCAAAAUUUCAUCCACCUGGAAUUUAAGACAUAUAAUCCUCAUGGACUUCUCCUAAAUAUUGAACAGAAGCCAGAAACAAUAACACAUUUUUUAAUUCGGCUUGUCAUCAACAAUGGUACUUUGCAGUACCAGUAUUUAUGUGAUGAAGCAGCAGAAGUCAAAAACAUCACUACCACAGCUAGGGUGGACAAUGGACACUGGUAUAGUGUGCAAAUUAGGCAAAGCACGGUACCAUGUGAAGCAGAAAUGUCAAUCCUGAAGUUACCUUCCAAUACAAGUAUAACUAGAAAUUUCUGGUCCAGCUCUUAUUGGCUUGAAACAGGAUCCAUAUUUGUUGGUGGUUUGCCUCAUCCUUAUGCAGAAAAACAGAUUUCUGGACCUGUCUACAACUUCACUGGCUGUAUAAAAGUCAUAGAAAUCAAUAACGUCAGACCUUUCAGCUUCUCUAACGCUGUGGGAAGAAGUAAUGUUGACAAUUGCAGAAUCUCUGUACCCACACAUCUAUCAACAGCAUUACCUGUGGUUUCUUCUGAUGUGCCUCGCUUGCCUGACCAGGGUGUGCCCUCUCAGAUUUCUCCUGCAUCACCAUCUGUGUGCCAGGAAGGACUGUGCCAUAAUGGAGGCACUUGUCAUCCUCUCUCUCUGCCUACCGGGGCCACCUCAUUCCAGUGUGACUGCCCACUACACUUCACUGGUCGAUUCUGUGAAAAAGACAUAGCACUGUUUUUUCCAUCCUUCACUGGAAAUUCUUAUUUGGAGCUACCUUCUCUGACAUCUGUAUCUGAUACCAGGACUGCAUCUGGGCAGGAAACAAGCAAUCUGACGACUCUGUACUUGACAGUGAAAACAACUGCUCUGAAUGGCACAAUUCUUUACACUGGCGAAAGAAAUUUUGGAGAGCAGUUUCUUCACUUGUACCUUGUGGAGGGAAGACCGACGGUUCGAUUAGGAUGUGGAAACUCUCAGAACAUUCUGACCGUAUCCCUGAACCAAUCUGUCAGCAAGGGUACACUUGUCCCUAUCACAAUAAGCUACAUGUUGCCUGUGGGCAGUCCUGAAGGUUACUGCAUGAUUGAAGUGGCUGCAGACAGAAACCCUCCUGUACAGCACAGACUUUCCUUCUCACAUCGAGUAUCUCAGGUCACCUUUGGAUCAAUUUUCCUUGGAAAGGUUCCUGCUCACGAGGAGGUUCAUCAAUGUGCUGGGCAGAUAUAUGGCUAUAAAGGAUGCAUUAGGGAUUUUCAAGUUAACCACAAAGAGUUGUUCAUCAUAGAUGAGGCUCUUGAUGGAAGGAAUGUUGAGAAUUGCAAUGUUCCAAUAUGUGAUUAUCAUCCAUGUCACAAUGGUGGGACCUGCACUAGUGAUGAAGAAAAUUGGUAUUGUGAAUGCCCUAAACUCUACACUGGAAAACUCUGCCAGUUUGCAACUUGUGAUGAAAAUCCGUGUGGAAACGGUGCUACGUGUUUUCCAAAGUCCAGGCAAGAUGUUGUUUGCUUGUGUCCAUAUGGAAGGUCUGGCAUUGUCUGCAGUGAUGCUAUAAAUAUUACUCAACCAAGUUUCAGUGGCACAGAUGUCUUUGGCUACACCUCAUUCCUAGCUUAUUCUACAAUCCCAAAUAUCACCUUCUACUAUGAAUUUCACUUGAAAUUUCAGUUGGCAAACCACCACUCAGCUUUACAAGAUAACCUGAUUUUUUUCACUGGACAGAAGGGCCAAGGUUUGAAUGGAGAUGAUUUCUUGGAGUUAGGCCUCCGUAAUGGGAGAGUGGUAUAUAGCUACAAUCUAGGUUCUGGCACGGCAACAAUCAUUAGCAAACCACUUGAUCUGACACUCAGUGUUCAUGUCAUCCAUCUUGGCAGAAAUCUCCGGAAAGGCUGGCUGAAGGUGGAUGAUCAGAAGAAUAAAACUGUCACUUCUCCUGGGAGGCUGGUUGGACUCAAUGUCUUCAGUCAGUUUUAUUUAGGAGGCUAUCAUGAGUAUACUCCAGAACUCCUACCAAAGGGACCCAGAUUCAAGAAUGGCUUUCAAGGUUGCAUUUUUGAUGUUCAAGUUCGCACCAGCCUUAAUCAAGGGUUUAAAUCACCAGGAACUCCAGAAGGACACCCCAAUUCUGGCCGCAGUGUUGGACAAUGCAAAGCUUCCCCAUGCAGUUUAAUAAAAUGCAGAAAUGGUGGCAAGUGCAUAGAAACUGGCUCUACUGUUUACUGUGACUGCCUCACUGGAUGGAAAGGUGCAUUUUGCACAGAAACUGUGUCAGUGUGUGAACCUGAGCAUGAUCCUCCACAUCUGUGUCAGCAAGGCAGUACCUGUGUGCCACUGCCUAAUGGCUACACAUGCCACUGUCCUCUUGGAACAACUGGUACCUACUGUGAACAAGAUAUUUCCAUUAGUGAUGCAUCCUUCAGAAAUAAUGAAUCAUCAUGGAUGUCAUUUGCACCCUUUUAUAUCCGGCAUAAGACCCAUAUUAAACUGCAGUUCCAGCCUCUCUCUCCAGAUGGUAUCCUGUUCUACACUGCACAGCACCUGGGCACUCAGUCAGGUGACUUUCUAUGUAUAUCAUUAGCAAAUGGAUUUCUGCAGUUACGCUACAACCUUGGAGACAGAACAGUCAUCCUACAGACCCUUCAGAAGGUUCAUGCAAAUGGAGAUACAUGGCAUUCACUCAAUGCAGGAAGAGUUGGAAAUGAAGGCUACCUGGACCUGGAUGGCAUCAACGUUACUCAAAAAGCUAGUCCUGGAAUGAACGCACUAGACACACACACAGAUUUUUUUGUAGGAGGGGUAUCCUCCUUAAACCUUGUUAAUCCAAUGGCAAUAGAAAAUGAACCCACAGGUUUCACUGGUUGUAUUCGAGAAAUUGUUAUAAACAACAGGGAACUGAAUCUUACCGUGACUGACUCCAAAGGUGGAGCCAACAUUGGUGACUGUGAUGGAACAGAUUGUGGUUACACUGUGUGCAAAAAUAAUGGAACAUGUCAAGUUGAAAACACAGGCUUUUCUUGUUCUUGCCCAAGAGAGUGGACAGGGACCAUGUGUGAACAAUCUAUUCACUGUUCACAAAACCAGUGUGGGUCUCAUGCACUCUGUAUUCCUCAACCUUCUUCAUUUUCAUAUACCUGUGCAUGUGCACUAGGCUGGACAGGUAAAUACUGCUAUAACAAAAUCGAAUUUUAUAUAGCAGAGUUUGUCGGUAACUCCUACAUUAAAUACACAGAUCCUCUGUAUGGAAAAAGAGACCUUGAGUACAGCCGCCUUUCUUUAAAUUUUACUACCAAUCAAACUGAAGGCUUAAUAGCAUGGAUGGGAAAAAGUGAAGAUGAAGAUAACGACUUCCUUGCCAUUGGUCUUGCCAAUGGAACUUUGAAAGUUGUGAUUAAUCUUGGAGAAAGAAUCUCUGUUCCUCUAAUGCACAGCAAAUACUUCACCUGUUCUGAUGGAAGAUGGCAUUUCAUUACUGUAGCUCAACAACAAACUUGUAUUAAGGUUUAUCUUGAUGAGGAACUAAUCCUUUUUGAAGAUAUUGACCCACAAAGGAAAUACACUGCAUUAAACUAUGGUGGCAUUUGUUACUUUGGUGGGUUUGAAAUUGGCAGGGAAGUCAAUAUAGUCACUACAGGGCUUUUUCAGAAGGAAUUCAUUGGUAAAGUUAAAGAUGUCGUGCUCUUCCAAGAUUCUAAAAAGAUUCGGCUAAUGAAAGCAGAAGGAUACAACAUUCAUGAUGGAAAUUCUGGAAAUUAAUUGAAAUCACUGUCCAAGACUCUUUUAAAAAGGAUAAAAUUCCUUUUCCUCCUGCUUAUUGUGUUAGCUGGCAGUGUAUGACUCAGCAACCAACAUAGGAAAGCGCUUAAAAAGUAGUAAGGAACAAAUCUAUGUGAAGUAUUAAUAGCAUAUACAUAUCAAAUAUGAUCAACUGUUUUCCUCCUAGAAUUAUUUAUAUAUUCUCUUUAGAAUUUACUUUAAAAUAAUGGAAAAGUCUGCAGGGUUUUGUUUUUCUUUACUGCGCUGGAGAUAGCUUUGUAAACAAAGAGGUAGUGAUUAACUUAUAAAGCCAACUAUCAUUCAAGUGUUGCUUGCUGCUUUAUGAGAACAGACAACUAUUACCUGUUUCUCCACCUCUUGAAUUUUAUUAGAAUGUUUACUUAUUAAGGUCAAAUCUAAAAGCUGAAAUUGGUGGGGGAAGAAAAGGUGUGCUUGAGGCAAAAAAGCACAUUUAUUGUAAUGAGAAUUUUGAAAAACAUAACAGUUAUAAUUAUUUGUUAAGCCCACAAAUACUCUAAUUAGGUAAUGAAGUUGUUCUCUCUCCUGAGUCUGAGACUGCAUAUACAUAUAUAUCUAUAUAUAUACGUAUAAGAGGGUAGAAUUUAAGCCUCUCUUAAGUCUGUUAAAAUAUUACACUUAAAGAAUGAUUUUAAGAACAAAAAAACUAUUUAGAGAGAGAAAACAGGCCUCCUGGUUUUCUCCAGCAGAGGUAUCCCCUAUGUGACUACAUGAAAACUUUUGGCUUUAAUGGUUUGUAACUGGAAUGUGGCAGUCUGCCUACAAGUAACUUUUAUUCUUAAGACCUUAGAAAGUCCAAGAACUGCUCAACCCUACCUAUACCUUUCUGGUUUAUAUGUCCUUAAAUGACACUUCAAAAUUUUAUGAGAACAGAGGUACUGGUCAUAGUAAACCAAAUUUCUGCAAAUAUAUUUUUCAUUAAUUGAUAAUCUCAAAAGUAAAUAGAGCCGUUCAUAAAUAAAUAGAAAAAAAUCAAUUCCUUCUCAUGAAGCUGUGUUAUAUUCUGCUUUAGGAAUCAAUAAAAAAAAUAAUUCAAAUGCUAUUUAAUAUGCUUACACAAUGUAUGACGGCAUCUACAUUUCUCAUUUGAUUGCUGGCUUACUAUAUAAGUAAAAUUAUUAAAUAAAAAUAAUAAUGAUUCAUUCCUAUAUUUUCCUUUUUUACUUUAAUAUUGCUCAAAAGCACGCAACAAACCAUCAUCUCCCUACAUGGAAAUUCUCUGAAUGCAAGUCUUCAGCAGGUAUCUGUCAGAAACAAGUAACUAUUUUGGGGCAGAGAGGGAAGUGAGGAUGGGGCGUUUGUUAUGGAGCAAAGGCCAUAAGCACCUAAAACUAGGUGACACACAUUUGCUUUCACAUCACCAUAUUUAGCAUGUAGCAAUGAAAGCACUGUCAAGUCAGUUACAGGUGACUUAAAGAUAACUAAAGCACAUGGGAGCUACCCCAAGAUAUUUUAUUAAGCAUCUGCAAGCAUCUUUGUAAGGUUCAUUUUAUCUUCUUCAGCUGCUCUGAGCCCUCAAGUGAUCAGCCCGAUGCAACAGAGCUUCUGCAGCUCUUCCCAAAAGACAGCUCAUGAAGCGCACCUGGCAUUUGAGCUGUCCCCAAAUUCUUCUCUUCCAGUUUCUCUAAGUAGGGCCUUUUACGGCCUUCAUGAGAUGUUGGAGAAGGGAGCAUAUUUAAGUUCUUCUCUGGGGCUUCUGGUGUACUGCCAGUUCCCCAGCAGUCCACACUGCCUUUUGUGAUCUGAGCCGUGAUUCAGUGUAAAACAAGGAACAAGUAAUCAGAGCACUUCCAGCUAACACAAAUGUUGGAAGGAGAGUGACUGAAGGCAAUGGAGAAGUAAAAUCCUUUAUUCCUGUAGUAGCAGGAUUUAUUCCCAUUACACUAACUCACAUCCUAGGAACAAAUCCUGGAGACUUUUGCUGUUUGUUAAUUUAAACACUUAACAAAACUCUCCCUCUCAAGAGCUGUUUUACUGUGGCUCUCUUCAGGUUUUACAUACACAGGCAGGUGGCAAAGCACUCAGCAAACUUGAAAAAUGUUUACAUAUUCAUUUAAACAAAUUAUUUCUGGUAGUUCUGGCAGAAAGCAUUCCCAUCCCUUCCGUUCAGGCAGUUGCAAUUUUCACUGCUUCCAGUUUAUUUUCAAAGCAGAGAUGGAUGCACAUGUGAGAGGCAGAUCACCAGUGACCUUGGAGUAGACUGCUUUUGAAUGGAUCAAAAGAAAAUCUUCAUAUGCAGAGCUGUCAAUUUAAAACUUACUCCAAAAAUGAGAACAAUGCAUUUCUGUGCCAACAGAACUCAGUGUAAAUAUUGAAACAACAAAAUACAUGUAUAAUACUAGCAAAUAUAAUACCAACAGCAUUACUGCUAUACAAACCAUGGAAUUAAUUUGGAAAAGACUAGUUUUUUUUAAAGAUGUUUGAAUAUCGCUUUUAGUUACCGAGGAUUUUUUUUAAUUUGUCUUCUCAACGAUGAGCCUAAGAAACAUCACUUAAUAUUCAGUGCAAGAUUUUUAAUUUUAGCCAAUUUGAUCAUGAAGCUACUUGCAAGGUAUACAAGUAAAAAUUUACCUUAAAAUAUAUUCAUAAUUAAAACUAACAGUUAGGAUGUUGUUAAACUGGGAAGACUUUUCUGGAAAUAAGAGGAUUUUCUACAGCAAAGUGCAAAAUGCUCUGUCAGCAGCAUAGUAAGGUUGUGUACUCAAAGUGGAAAAACAAAACACUGAAAACCAGAACAAUAAACCUCAGUUUUUCUUUAUAUGGUGGAAUAUUUUUGUUGUUUCUGACAGACUCAACAAGAUGCCCAGUGUAUUUUAAUAAGAGUAGGUGAUUUUGUUUUCACAUUUUCAUGUUGUUUGGCAUUGGUGGAUGGCAGACCACAAAAUACCAAGUUAUCAGAAGUCCCAAGGGUAC
This is a messenger RNA of Poecile atricapillus (Black-capped chickadee), 9690 nucleotides long. It is a transcript of the gene EYS, whose product is annotated as eyes shut homolog. NCBI's taxonomy places the organism in Eukaryota, Metazoa, Chordata, Aves, Passeriformes, Paridae. Gene Ontology annotation, molecular function: calcium ion binding. The transcript is spliced from 38 exons. The coding region runs from base 1 to 6738 and encodes 2245 amino acids. The record is from RefSeq and is a predicted model, not a curated record.